AUGAGGCCACUGGCGACCUCGGCGACUUCCUCAUCUGCGCCCAAGGGGCGGAAGCGGCCCUGCAAGCGGACCACCGCCCAGCUGGAGGCGAAGCUGAAGAAGCAGCGUCGGGCUGGGCCCAAGAAGGUUCCGGAGGCGGCCGGGGCCCCAAUCAAGUUCUCCAAGGGCGGCGGCUCUCGCCCGACUCCAAGCAUCGUAUCGCCGCUCCAGUGGCAGAGGAGGGAGCCGACUCCGCAGCCUACGCCACGUGCGCGCACGCCGCCCAUCGUCGUGCCGCCUGGCCUGCGGCCGGAGCUGGCAGGGGCCGCGUCUGCCGCGGCCGGAGCCGACGGGCCUACGCCUGACGUCGUUGUCUUGGACGCAAGUUCAGAUGAGGCGCCUCCUGCGCCGGAGUCUGCUAUCCCCACCGGGCCAACGGCUUCGACUGUGCCGCCCCCAUCUUCGGAGCCGGCGAGGGAGGAGCCAGCGGGGCAGGAGCCGGCGCGUUUGGCUGAUGCCGAUGCUAGGGCGCUGGUGACGGCGAAAGGCCCAGCACAGCCGUCUUCGGGGCUUCACGUUUCUCCAACUGCCUCAAUGUUGAACGUGGUGUCCGCCUCCUACUCCAGCCUUGGCUCAGCCGGCACUAUGGAGAAGGACUGGCACCAGGCGGACGCCUGCGAGGUGACCAGCCGGGAGGGGUGCAAGGGCGUGGCGCCCGUGGAGAUGUUUUUCUCCGACUUCCGUGCCUUCACCAAAGCCUAA
Molecule: messenger RNA, 741 nt
Organism: Lolium perenne
Lineage: Eukaryota; Viridiplantae; Streptophyta; Magnoliopsida; Poales; Poaceae
Source: RefSeq, a predicted model, not a curated record